CUGACCAUUUCAAGCGGUAUACGGAGAGAACAAAAGACGGAAGUAACAGCGCUGAACGCAUUCCGAUCAAAAGAUGACAUGUACUGCCCAGCACAUGUAGCCUUAUCUCUGUCACCUACUUCACUGAAGUCAUCUUCUCCUGCCAUACAGUGGCCAUUCAGCAGCUCACGUAAAGAACUUGGGGCGGUUACGGAAGAGGCUACGAAACCAUCUAUGAGCUCUCAAAGCCUUCUCCCUGAGCGGGUAGAGCCUGUUCCCAAACAUCCUCCGAGACCUAGCCAGCCUUGCCGUAAACCGGCGACAGAUGGAAUGUUGACGACAAUGAGGCCAAUUCUAACUAGACCAACCGCGGUACGCUCCAAUUCGGAUCCAGACCUAGCCAAGUCAUACAUGAACCCAAGGUCACGCGAUCGGCACUUGCCCUUGAGGUCUUGUAUCAAGAAGAGAGCGAAGAGCGAUACUUUCACGUCGCUCGAUGGAUUACGACGGAACACAGGGAACCAUGAAGCCAAGGCCCUUUGUCGCAUCAAAACUGUCGAUUUUGAAGGAGGUGGCUCCAAACCCUCUUCCCAGGUCUCGAGCACAGUUAGUAUACUGAAGAGCCUAGACCAGGCUUCAAAGCACGAUGUCAAAACGCUUCCCAGACCGACUUGUAAGCGAAGAAGAGCUGCCAGUAAUUCUCUAUCGUGCCCGAAUACAAUUCACGCAACGAAGAGCAGUGUGGCAGACCCGGCAAUCACACGAACAGAUGUACACGUUGUCGCCAUCACGCCCGCAUGGGACGCACACGACAUUACCAACGAGGAAGGACCCGAUCCAGCCACACCGACGAUGCAAGUCAUAGAAACGAAGACCAGUAGCUAUGAAGUCAUAUGGGAUGAUGUGCCGCUGGAGCGGAAAGUAAGAGGGAGAGGGCGGCGAAGCUCUUCUGCAAGCCACUCUUUGGAAAUGGUCAGUCCAUCUGCCAGGCGGGGUCUUGAGAGGGUCAACUCCAAGCUUGCAGGCUGGUUUGGAAGCUGGAAUAGUGCAUCAGACAGCUUCAAGCCCACGAUUGUAGUCUUUCCAGACGACGAUGGCCGAACCACGGGCUUCGAUUGCGCUGCAGAGGAUAGAGAAGAUUUGCCGCUACUCGCGCCUCCGAAUAGCCAGGUUACCAGCACCACUUCUUCCUGCCAUCCGUCUCGUCCUGCAAGCGUGCCCCUGAAUGGGGUUGUUUCCAGCGGAGAUGUUCCAAGAGGAGAUGUCAUGGACGAAACACUUCUGUAUGUUGGUCAGAAUUUGUUACAAUCCUCAGAGCACUCAUUACUUGUACGGAGCCCUGAAAUUCAGCGCAAGGGAAGAUGGAACAAGCACUCCACGAAGACUCGCCAUCUCUCAAGCCUCGAAGAAACAGACACGCGCUUCCAUGGCCAUGGCGACUCUGUUACUGUAGCCCAUGCCCGCCUUACCCGUUCAGGAAAUGUCUCACCUAAGCCGUUUGAGCGACAAGAUUCUUAUGAGAUAGCUAAAAAGCGGAAACACAUCCGCAAUCAGGCUGAAUCGGUAGAAAGUGGGUAUUCUCAGCCCAAGGAGUCGUCAAUCGAGGCUUUGGAUCUCGUCACGAGCAAUGAUACGACCAAACAGUCGCUGCUUGCAGUCAAAGCGCACGCCGCACAGGCACUGAAGAACGGCAAGCUGGCAUCCAUUCUCCGCUCACCAAACUAUAGUACCGAUCAGCGACACUUG
Bipolaris oryzae ATCC 44560 is the source of this 1725-nucleotide messenger RNA. RefSeq lists its product as uncharacterized. The transcript has a single exon. The record is from RefSeq and is a predicted model, not a curated record. Lineage: Eukaryota; Fungi; Ascomycota; Dothideomycetes; Pleosporales; Pleosporaceae. The annotation marks the transcript as partial.